AUGUCCUGCUCCAGCCUGUGCGUCCCCAGCUGCGGGGUGGCCACCCCGGCCCCUCUGGCUGACAGCUGCAACGAGCCCUGCGUGCGGCAGUGCCCCGACUCCACGGUGGUCAUCCAGCCCCCGGCCUCGGUGGUCACCUUCCCCGGGCCCAUCCUCAGCUCCUUCCCGCAGCAGAGCCUCGUGGGCUCGGCCGGAGCUCCCUACGUGGGAGCCGGCUCCGGGGGUGCCUUUGGGAGCCGUGCCAGCUACGGGGCCCUUGGGGGCUACGGAGGUUACGGAGGCUGGGGCUUUGGAGGCCGUGGUGGCUACGGAGGCUGGGGCUAUGGAGGCCGUGGGCUCUACGGGGGUUGGGGCUGUGGAGGCUAUGGGGGCUAUGGGGGCUAUGGGGGCUACGGCAGCUGUGGCUACGGCGGCUGGAGCAGUGGCCACCGCUACCUCAAUGGCAACUGCUGGCCCUGCUAA
Molecule: messenger RNA, 462 nt
Organism: Taeniopygia guttata (zebra finch)
Lineage: Eukaryota; Metazoa; Chordata; Aves; Passeriformes; Estrildidae
Product: claw keratin-like
Cellular component (GO): intermediate filament
Molecular function (GO): structural constituent of cytoskeleton
Source: RefSeq, a predicted model, not a curated record